This is a messenger RNA of Galeopterus variegatus (Sunda flying lemur), 1533 nucleotides long. It is a transcript of the gene RAB9A, whose product is annotated as RAB9A, member RAS oncogene family. The transcript is spliced from 6 exons. Gene Ontology annotation, biological process: Rab protein signal transduction; retrograde transport, endosome to Golgi. Gene Ontology annotation, molecular function: GTP binding; GTPase activity. The record is from RefSeq and is a predicted model, not a curated record. Gene Ontology annotation, cellular component: lysosome; phagocytic vesicle; late endosome. The coding region runs from base 449 to 1054 and encodes 201 amino acids. NCBI's taxonomy places the organism in Eukaryota, Metazoa, Chordata, Mammalia, Dermoptera, Cynocephalidae.
AGCCGGGCGGCGCUGUCGUCUUCGCCUCCCGUGCGUCAGGCCCCCGACCCUCCUUCUGUCCUCCCUGCUCCCUGACAGGCCGGCCCGGAGCUCCCGGAGCGUCCUCCGUGUGUCCGCGAGUCUCUGGCACCACUGUAAUGGAAAAUCCCUACACUGCUUGUAAUCUCAAAAGCUGUCCGGUGGAGCAAAACUAGAGAGGAAGGAAACCCAGAACUAUCCAGACCACGUUGUAUGCAGUCUGGGUCUGAUUGAGGGAGACCAGGUUUACACGUUGUGCCUCUCACUUACUGAGGAAGAUGAAACUUCCUGAACUCCUAUAACGAGACUGGCACUGUGACGAAACGCUUUUCUAUCGGCGUCUGAGUGAAUCUUCUCAACAACCCUAGGAGAUAAUGAUGCUUGAGCUGAAAAAUUAAGGUUUCUGAAGUCAAAGCUCACAAGAUUAAUAAUGGCAGGAAAAUCAUCACUUUUUAAAGUCAUUCUCCUUGGAGAUGGUGGAGUUGGGAAGAGUUCUCUUAUGAACAGAUACGUAACUAAUAAGUUUGAUACCCAGCUCUUCCAUACAAUAGGUGUAGAAUUUUUAAAUAAAGAUUUGGAGGUGGAUGGACAUUUUGUUACCAUGCAGAUUUGGGACACAGCUGGUCAAGAGCGAUUCCGAAGCCUCAGGACGCCAUUUUACAGAGGUUCUGACUGUUGCCUGCUUACUUUUAGUGUUGAUGAUUCACAAAGCUUCCAGAAUUUGAGUAACUGGAAGAAAGAAUUCAUAUAUUAUGCAGAUGUGAAAGAGCCCGAAAGCUUUCCUUUUGUAAUUUUGGGUAACAAGAUUGACAUAAGCGAACGGCAAGUGUCUACAGAAGAAGCCCAAGCCUGGUGCAGGGACAACGGCGACCAUCCUUACUUUGAAACAAGUGCAAAAGAUGCCACAAAUGUCGCAGCAGCCUUUGAGGAAGCAGUUCGAAGAGUUCUUGCUACCGAGGAUAGGUCAGAUCACUUGAUUCAUACAGACACGGUCAAUCUUCACCGAAAGCCCAAGCCUAGCUCAUCUUGCUGUUGAUUGUUAAAGAGAUUAUCAUAGCAUUCUAAUCAACUCACACAUAUACACAAAGUAAACCCUAGGGUGGGGUGGAUAAGAGAAUUAGCGUUGAAGCAGUGUAUCAUCUACUAAUAAAAUUAAACUAUAUUGUUGCUUCAUUAGUUGGUGGGAGAAGGGACACAUCCACUCACAGAGGAAUCAUUAUUUACUUAGUAAUGGCACCUUACAUUUACAAAUUGUAACGGCUGUCUAAUGUUUCUUUAAAUAUGUAAGUUACACAGCUAAUAAAUGAGACAAACAAGACUUUAAUCAUAAUUAAAACAAAAAACUUGACUAUUCUAGAAGGUAUACUUGGAUUGGUUUUUUUCCCGGGAAAAUGGAGAACUACUUUUUAUGUGUAUAUUUUUAUGUAAUUAGCAUUCUAUUCUUGAUUCAGGGAAAAAAUUUCCUAAAGCAAUAAUGUUAGAUAUUAAAGAUUAAAAUCUAAUGCAUCUGGAAUA